This is a messenger RNA of Saccoglossus kowalevskii, 1587 nucleotides long. RefSeq lists its product as uncharacterized. NCBI's taxonomy places the organism in Eukaryota, Metazoa, Hemichordata, Enteropneusta, Harrimaniidae. The record is from RefSeq and is a predicted model, not a curated record.
AUGGCAGCGAUGGCGGAAGGACGUAUGAAUUUAGCUGCAUUGCAGCAACAAGAUCCCUAUAUCACAGACAUAGUCGAGACUGCCUCGCAAGUUGCCCUAUACACUUUUAACGCAGGAGCUAACGAGUGGGAGAAAACUGAAGUUGAAGGGACCCUGUUUGUGUAUACAAGGUCUGCCUCUCCUAGCAAUGGCUACACUAUAAUGAACAGGCUUAGCAUGGAUAAUUUAACAGAACCAAUUACCAAGGAUUUAGAAUUCCAGGUCAAUGACCCUUUCCUUCUCUAUAGAAAUACUAAAGGUGCAACUAUAUAUGGUAUAUGGUUCUAUGAUAAAGAUGAGUGUGCUCGUAUUGGUGCAGUUAUGAACAGAAUGUCAUGUGAAUCGUCUCACAAGGACACAGAUGUUGCAUCAAACCCUAGUGUAGGUUCUACAAAGAUUGUCCUCACAGGCAAUAAAGCAAAGAGUCAGGUUGAUAUAAUGCAAAUGUUGACAAAGGCCCAAGAUGAGUAUGUGAAAGGAGGUGGUGAUGGACAAAAACACUCAUCAGAAGAGUGCAAUCAGCAAGAGACAAAGAAAGAAACUGAUAUUAUGCAGUUAUUAAAUAAAGCACAUGUUGAGUAUGCAAAGAAGAUGCAUCCAAAGAAACAAAAACAGAGAUUACAUCAUGCUGAAAAUAAAAAUACUGGUUAUGAUGGGACUAUGCCAUCCCAAGCAGUGCUGCCUCGUAGCGAUGGCAGCAUGUUUCAGCAGCUUGCAACUAAACAAGCAUCACAUAGUAUGCAGUCUGCAGGACAGUCUAGUGGAGAGCUGCUACAACAACUGCAGAUACCACAGCAGCAAGAUAUUGAUCUGUUGCAUCAAUUGAAGUUAAAAACGCAGCCUGUUUCCAUUCCUUCCAGACAGCAACCACAAAUGAUAUCACCAGCUUCACAAUCUGUUGUGCUUAGUUCUUCCACACAUAAUAAUAUUUCCAUACCUAUGCUUGGUAUGCAGACUACAGUAACGCCCUCUGUGUUGACAAAGACUGGACAAACUGGCACCAGUACUACAGUGCAGCCCUUAUCAAUUGUAGCAAGUAAUGCUUUAAUCCAAGGUUUUACCACCAGGCAGAGCAGUGCCAAUGUUGUAAAUAAAUCCAGAACCUCUACUUUGCCUUCAGGAGGUACUGUAAAACCUGGCACUGAACUACUAUCCCCAAUGGUAUUCCAAGCCACUGCAUCACUACAUCAACAAUUAUCAUCUUCACUGCCAAACAAUCAAACCAGCACUAUGAUGGCAGCAGCUGGCAGGUUACCAGGCAACCUAACACAGUUUAUGGGUAAUACCCCUGGCAUAUCUUCAAUGUCUCAUCAACUGCAGAUGUCCCAUCAACCUCAUCAGAUGAUGUCACCAUUGACAAAGGAACAACUCAAACAGACUCUUCUCUCUCUAAUACAGACUGAUGAUGACUUCGUUGGAAAGAUACAUGAAGCAUAUUUGUUGUCUCUUCGCAAAUCCUAGUUCUCCUGUACCAUUGAGCUUGAUCACCAACCAAUGUAUUAACAGUGGAGCAGAUACUUAAAACCAGCAUCUGAUCCACAAUCAAAC